CCGCCUGGCCGGAAGCGCCGGCGGGGGCGGGUGUUUCCGGUUCCGGGUUGGCGGCGGCGGCCGAGGGAGGGGGGGGGCGCUGGGGCCGCGGCGGUUUGUAAACUUGUCGGUGCGGCGGGCGGCGCGGAGCGGAGCGCGGAGGGGCCGCGGCAGGCUCCCGCCGGGCAGGCGACGACCGGCGGCAGCUCCCCGCGCGGCGCAGCGCGGCUCGGCGCGGCGCCCGGCCCGGAGCGGGGCUGGGCAUGUCUCCGCUGUGAGCGCGGCGCCGGCAGCCCCGGCCUGCCCAGCCCCGCGGCCCCGGAGGACCCGCCUCGACGCACCGCGGCACCGGGCUCCCCGAUCCCCGAAAGAUGUCGGCAAAGUGGAGGGUACUGGACAAGACCAGCAAAAAAAUGAUUAACUGAAACAGUCUUUCUAACCGUAAAAUUCUUUCCUGGGAGAGAAUUAAGGCUAAAGAAUUGUUACAAUCCGUUUGUUGAGGACAGACAGACCCAAGAUGGCUCAGGCGAGCCUCCUGGCCUGCGAGGGCCUCUCGGGCGUGUGCCUCGUGCCCACGGUGGCCAGCAAGAAGAUGAUGCCAAAACAGAGCUCUAAGCAGGCAGAGAACGGGGAGAGAGGAAGCAGCCCGGACGUGCUGGGUCUCCGUCCGGACGGCGAGAAGUCUCGCGGCCGCAAAGAGGAGGAGACGGCCGAAGCUUCGCAGCCCAAAAAGUCCCUUAAAAAGCGUCGCGAGCGGGUGGCCGGCGCCGAAGGACAGAGCCGCUCCUCGCUGAGAGGAUCUCGACUCGACAGCCAGGUGGUGGUGAUCGAACAGAACGGCUCCUUCCAGCUGAGGAUCCCCAAAAACUUCAUUUGCGAGCACUGCUACGGGGCCUUCCGCAGCAGCUACCACCUCAAGAGACACAUCCUCAUCCACACGGGUGAGAAGCCCUUCGAGUGCGACGUGUGCGACAUGCGCUUCAUCCAGAAGUACCACCUGGAGCGCCACAAGCGCGUGCACAGCGGGGAGAAACCCUACCAGUGCGAGCGCUGCAUGCAGAGCUUCUCCAGGACAGACAGGCUGCUGAGACACAAACGAAUGUGCCAAGGUUGCCAAACCAAAACCCCCGACUCGCAGCUGCUGCUCUAGGAGCCGAGAUGACCCCCUGCAAGAGCCGGGACGCGGACGGGAUCUCUGGGUUUUCCUCCGUCUGGCUUUGCCUGCUCCGGCUCCCCGCUGCGGAGUGGGGAGGGGAGAGCAGGCCGCUCUCCUAGACUUUCAGAUGAGGUCCUGACACUGUACAUAAGCUGAAGAUGAUCUGGAAUCUUUUCCCAACCAGCAGAAGCCACAGGCAGCUGUGUAUAAACCUUCCUUUUGUUUUCCCCCUUUGUUUUGAAGUACCACCAUUUGCCUCUCAGGAAAGGCUUUGAGCAACAAGCAGGCCUAAACAGAACAAAGUAGCGACACUUGCCUCAAACCCUUACCGCUUCCUUUCGGCCGAUGGACGGGUGCACGCAGACACUAGGCGCUCAGGUAGGAAGUCUAGCGGGGAGGAACCUUCUUUAACCCCUUUUUCCAAGAAAAGAGAGAGAGCGACAGUUCAAAAGGGCUGUGGAGGCUUUUGAUUCAGGUAUGAAAGGCAGGGGCCCGUCUCGGCUGCACGCUGUCGCUCUGAGGUCUGCAGCUCUUUCAUUUCGAGUCUCUUUCUGUUUUUCUGUGCUUGUUCGUGGCUGUUCGCUUCUCUUGCCCCCACCCCCCGCGCCACCUCCGAAGAGCGAGCAGAGGUAGCGGGGAAGAGGCGGCAGGGCUGGGGGGAGCCGUGCGGUACACGGGCGGGCGGCGAGGUGGAGCCUCAGCAAAAAAACGGGGGCCGGCUCGGGCCGAGGGCUGCCGCAGCCCCGAGGCAUCGCCCCACGGCAUCCGCGCGGGGCCGGCGCGAGGCCUCCAGGCCGUCAGCCGGGGGCCGGAGCAGGGCGCGAGGCCCCUGUGCUGCGCGGGGCGGCCAGGCCGGCUCAGGGAGGGCAGCGCAAGGCCGCGAUUUGGCCUUUUGCAAGUGAAACCGAGCCCCGGGGUCUGGGAUCAGCCAGCGGGGCGGGAGCGGAGGGCCAGGGCUGUGCGGCGUGUCCCGGAGGCGGCGAGGCUCUCGCAGGUUUUGCUGAGCUAAUUCGGCACCCGCUGCCUUGGCGAGGGAAGGAGCCUCGGCCGAAACGGCCCGGGCAGCCCCUGCGGCUCGCGAGCGGGUGAGUAGAGGGGGCGAGGGAGCUGCUGGAUUCCCUUCGCCGAAGGAGCCCCCGAGCCGCGAAGGGAGCAGCAUUUGCACCACGCAGCCGCGUUCGCCGGCCCCAAGUGCCGCCGCGCAGGAGAAACCCUCGGCUCUGCCCCCGGAGGGGUCCAGCUCCCCGCGCCGGCGGCUCCUUCCAGGGCGAGCUCGGCCCUCGUGGGCUGCCGGGAGAGGAGACGCGACUCCGCCGGGAUCCCCUCUUCCCCUCUUCCCCGCGGCCUCCGCUCCGAGCGGCCGCCGGCACCGCUGCGAUGGGGAUCACCUGCGGCCCGACCCGAAACGCCGCCGCGGCCCGGCCUGGCGAGAGCGCGGCCCGUAGCCGUCCCGGUCGCAGAGCGUCUACGCCGGAGAAGAGCAGGAAUCGCUGCUGCUUGCGGGGAGCGUCCUCGGGAAGGCGUCUGUGCCCGGCCGCGACCGCCAGCCCCCGCCGCAAACGGGCCGUUUGGCACCUGCGAAUUGAGGAAUUGCUGGUUCUUGGCAAGACGAACUCCACCGAGAGCGAAGCUCCGUCCCGGCCGCUCCCGCCUCGCCCUCUGCCUCCUCUCCCGGCCUCCAAGGAUGGAUCUGCGAGCAAGUUUUCGGAGAAGAUGAAGGUCAGCCUCCCCCUGUGCCAGCACACCGAGGGCACGGGCUCAGCCCGGACGCUGCCGCCCCGCCGCCCGCGUCGGCCUCGGAACAGCCCCGCGGAGCUGGGACUCGAACUCGCGCCUCCCCGGGAGGAAGCACGGCCGUUGCCGCCUCCGCUCAGCGCCCCUGCGAGGGGGAGGGAGAAGAGGGGGCGAAUUCGGCUGCCGGCGCGCGCCUGCGGUCCCCGUUGCCUCCCCGCAGCCCGUCUGUCGCCGCCUUCCUCUUUUCCGCCGCGCCGGGGCCUCGGCGGCCUCCCCAUCCCGCUCCCUGCGGCACCGCUCAGCCCCGCUCCCCCUUUUCCUACGGAAUAGCCCCAUCCACGGGGGGAGCACCGGCGGCGCGGGACCCGCCGCGCUCGGGGCGAAGCGAGCCGAGACGGCAUAGCCGCCGCCAGGGAAGGGGGGGUUUUGCCCCGUUGCCUCUCGCCGCUGCUGGAAGGAGGCCGUCGCGCUCCGCCGGCGCCUCGCAGCCUCCCCUGCGCGGGGGCCGACCGCGGCCGGGCUCGAUGAGGUGCCUGGGCGGCUCCCGGCACCGCGACGAGGCCGUUUCCUGCGCGGGGCCCGGCUCGCGGCGGCGUUGCCUAACCGGAAACCUCCGCGGGCCGCUGCGAGACGGGCUCCGACCCCCCCGGCCCGGCCGCCCCACGCCGACAUUCGAGGCCGCGCUUCGGGGCCCGGCUCGCGGCGGCCGGAGGAGCCGUGUCCGCCGCACCGGUGCCGCGCGGCGCCUCGUGUCCCCGCGGGGCUGGGGGAGGCCGUGGGGCGGCGGAGGCAGAUGCGGGGGGCAGGUGAAGCCGUUGUGGGGCCUGACCCCCCCCCCGUGCGGCUGGGUGGGGACUUCCUCGGGCGCCCAACGGCCCGGGAGACGCCUUCGGCCGGCUUCUCCCCGCGCCCCGGAGCGGCGGCGGCGGCUCUCCCGCGGCCAGGAUGCUCUCGCGCCCGCCGGGCCUGGACUCGCGCCGCCGCCGCGGGCGCUUUGCCGUUUCUCCCCUCCCUCGGCCGCGUUUCCGCGCGUCGCCCCGGAGCCGCGCGGCCGUGGGAAAGGAGGGGGCCGCGGCUGACUAGGAACGGGAGCGAAACCCCGCAGCCGCCGAAAGUUUCGCCGUCUGCGCCUCCGGCGAGGGCAAAAGUGCAGCGGGAGCCGACGACGACGACGACCCCCCCGGCGCCAACGCUAGCGAGGGGGGAGCCGCGAGGAAGAGGAAGGACCGGGCCCAGCGCAGCUGUGCCAGCGCCGCGGCCGGACCGAGCCCCCCCGCGCGGCCCCGGAAAGCCCCAUGGCUUUUUUUUUUUGUCUUUUUUUUUUAAUACACUUAUUUUGCUAUGGGGGAAGGGGAGGAGGGGAGGGCGGGAGGGGGCCGGGCGCGUUCCCCAGCGGGUAACCCAGCAUCACUUUUAAACUGUAGUUUUUAUAAGACGGUAUAAACGCGUAUCUUUUUACCGGUAGCGUGGUGUCUGUUCCUUCGUGGCGUUUAGGGUAUUUAAAUAAAAGUUAUUGUUCUUCUUUUCUAA
Messenger RNA from Dromaius novaehollandiae (emu), 4399 nucleotides. RefSeq names its product zinc finger protein 740 (gene ZNF740). The transcript is spliced from 8 exons. Gene Ontology annotation, cellular component: nucleus. The coding region runs from base 497 to 1129 and encodes 210 amino acids. The record is from RefSeq and is a predicted model, not a curated record. Gene Ontology annotation, molecular function: DNA-binding transcription factor activity, RNA polymerase II-specific; RNA polymerase II cis-regulatory region sequence-specific DNA binding. NCBI's taxonomy places the organism in Eukaryota, Metazoa, Chordata, Aves, Casuariiformes, Dromaiidae. Gene Ontology annotation, biological process: regulation of transcription by RNA polymerase II.